Molecule: messenger RNA, 2524 nt
Organism: Oncorhynchus kisutch (coho salmon)
Lineage: Eukaryota; Metazoa; Chordata; Actinopteri; Salmoniformes; Salmonidae
Product: zinc finger protein 239-like
Exons: 2
Coding region: 218-1372 (384 amino acids)
Biological process (GO): regulation of transcription by RNA polymerase II
Cellular component (GO): nucleoplasm
Molecular function (GO): RNA polymerase II cis-regulatory region sequence-specific DNA binding; DNA-binding transcription repressor activity, RNA polymerase II-specific
Source: RefSeq, a predicted model, not a curated record
UGACGGGGACGGGACACUUCAACAACAGUUAUCCACCACUCCGAAAUAUUCAAGGUCUUUAUAAUAUUUCGGUGUAUAUUAGCCAUUGUGUUAUAAACACACGUCUACCAGUUACCCUAUUUAAUUUCAUAUUUACGUUGUUCGCUAGCUGGUUGGUUAAAUUUGCCUAUCACUAGUCUAAUCGCUAAUGCUAACUAGCUAGCUAACUUCCUCGACCAUGAGCGCACUAAGAUACUGCCCCCAUACUAAAGAGGAGGUCGGAUGGACGGAAAACGGAGAAGAGAAGAAGGAAGAGGAUGAUGUCGCUGUUAAAAUAGAAGUAGAGCAUGGGGCUGUUACUGUGAAAGAAGAAGAGAUGGACGUUAGAGUGAAUGAAGACAAAGGAAAGUUCAGAGUGAAAGAGGAGGGGGAUGUUACCAAAGAUAUUUAUAUCUGUGAUGUAAAGGAAGAGGAGGAAGAGGAGGAGGAUGCAGUUUUUGGAGUGGGGGGAGAGAUAACUGUCACAUUGAAAGAAGAAGAAGGGGAGACAGGAGAUCUGAUUAACACCAGAGAAAGACCACACUCUCACAACAGGAAGAGUCCAUCAGGUGAACCAGACCCAGAGAUGCCAAAUCCAGCCAGACGACACCACUGCUCCCAGUGUGGAAAGCAUUUUACCAAGUUACAGAACCUAAAACAGCAUGAGAGGACACACAAAGGAGAAAAGCCCUUCCAAUGCUCCCAGUGUGGAAAGGGUUUUAACCGGUUAGGGAGCCUGAAAGAACAUACAAUAAUACACUCAGGAAAGAAGCCUCACCACUGCUCCCAGUGUGGAAAGAGUUUUAACCGGUUAGGGAACCUGAAAAAGCAUGAGAGAAUACAUUCUGGAGUGAAGCCUUACCAGUGUUCCUAUUGUGGAAAGAAUUUUACUCAGUUAGAGAACCUGAAGGAACAUGAAAGGACACAUACAGGGGAGAAACCCCACCAUUGCUCUCAGUGUGGAAAGGCUUUUACCACGUCACGAAACCUUAAAGAGCAUAAGACAAAACACACAGGAGAAAAGCCUUUCCACUGCUCCCUGUGUGGAAAGAAUUUUACCCAUUUAGGGAACCUGAAGAAACAUGAGAGAAUACAUUCUGGAGAUAAACCGUACCCCUGUUCCCACUGUGGAAGGAGUUUUAGGUGGUUAGGAACCUUAAAGCAACAUGAGAGAAUACACACGGGAGAGAAGCCUUUCCAAUGUUCCCAGUGUGGAAAGGGUUUUACCCAGUUAGGUAACCUAAAAGCUCAUGAGAGGACACACUCAGGAGAAAAGCCUUUCCAAUGUUCCCAGUGUGGAAAGAGUUUUACUGUGUUUGUGAGCCUAAAAGAGCAUAAGAGAAUACACACAUGAGAGAAGCCCUACCACUGCUCCCACUGUGGCAAGAGUUUUAGGGGGUUAGGGAACCAGAAAAAACACGAGAGGACACACACAGGAGAAAAGCCUUACUAAUUUUCUCAAUGUGGAAAGAGUUAUAACCAGUUAAGCACCUGAAAGCACCUGAAAUAAAACAUUUAGGUGUGAAGCCUUUCCACUGCUCCCAUUUUAGUUCCAGGGCUAUGAUUUCCGCAUAUUUACAAUUUCUGACAUUUGGCCCAUAGACUGGUCUGUAACUUGAAGAGGGUGGAGCUUUUGGUUCCGGUUUCGAUCCCAGUUCUAUCUCGUCUCUUAACACGUAUGGAUCCAGAACUUCAUCAAGUGUUACCAACCCAGUAACUAACUCAUGGAUUUUGUUGCACUCGCUUUGUCUAAGGGGUGCUAAAGCCUAGCCACCGUGCUUCUACACCUGCAUUGCUUGCUGUUUGGGGUUUUAGGCUGGGUUUCUGUACAGCACUUUGAGAUAUCAGCUGAUGUAUGAAGGGCUAUAUAAGAAUGUAUGCAUUUAUGUGAGAAAUCAGUUCAUGGACCUAGGUGUUGAAUUCCCAGGGAGACGGCAACCUUACCUCGGUCCAGGACCUUGACCUCUUGACCUCUUCGUCGGCCAGUCCAAGACGACUAUUAUUUGUUUAGAUGGUGACGAAACAUAUAAAUAUACCAAAAUCAUCAUCAGCAAAGUCUUCAUCAGCCUCACAAUCAUCAUCCCCAUGACAACCAAGGACAAUGAUAGCAGUUCCAGAUCAGACUAGCCUACGUCCUCCUCUUCCCUGUGUUCAAAGGGCCGUACGGUUAAAGAAGUGUUUGUACCAGCUGGUCAUGACAGUGGGAAGUCCAUCCUGUCUGACCCUUUUUACACCAGGGGUUCUUAAACCUUGUUCAGCCUGGGACCCAAAUUUUAAAAAAAAUGCUGUGUUUUCCUGGGACCUAAGCUUAUUAAAAUAUGCAACUAUGUGUAAAAUAUUGGUUGAUUUCAUUGCCCUUUAUGCCUAAAACAAAUGUAAUAUAAACAAAAACAUAUAACAAUGAUAUGAAAUACCCAUAAAAAGACUAAUCAUGUUUAUUCUUUAAAAACAAAUCUUACAUAUCUGGACCUAUUGCUGUUCAAAUACAAUAAAUAAUUUUCAUUCU